Messenger RNA from Funneliformis mosseae, 1077 nucleotides. The record is from the annotation of a GenBank genome assembly. Lineage: Eukaryota; Fungi; Glomeromycota; Glomeromycetes; Glomerales; Glomeraceae.
AUGGAUAUUGAUACUCUUAAUGUUGGUAAAAUUGUUGAAAUCGUGUCUUCAAAGAAAUAUAUUGAUGACAACGACGAGCAAUUAGAUAUAUCACAGGUUCCAAAUAAUCAUUUACCUACUAGUCCUUCACUCACUAGUACUUCAGGUUCAAUGGAGAUUGAUAAUCUUGAUGUUGAGGUAUCACCAACCACUAAUAUUGGUAAACCCAUCGAAAUUGUGUCUUCAGAGAAUGAUGACAAUGAAGAGCGAAUAGAUGCAACACCAAGAAAUUAUGUUGAUAAACCCGUCGAAAUUGUGUCUUCAGAAGACGAUGAAAAUGACGACGAGAAUGCCUACGAUGACGACGGUGAACAAAUAGAUGCAACACCUGUCGAAAUUAUGUCAUCGAAGAGAAAAUAUGAUGAUGAUAACGUUGAGCAAAUAGAUACAACAUCUUCGACGUUAGAGAAUGACGACGAUGAUGACGAUGAGCAAAUCGAUACAACAUCAACAACAAAUAAUCGUGAUCUUGCGCAAGGUGAAAUUGUUGACGCUAUCAAUGAUAUUAUCACAGAGUUUCUGGUCGAGUUGGGUAACAAAUCAUUUAAGAAAGAAAUUCAACAUUUUAAUAAAGAGAUCGAAUUGCAUUUGCUUGAGCAGUCUGAUAUUGUUGAUGAACAAAUAAAGCUGCAAUCAUCUUUAAGGAAAUCCAAAUUGCGAACGAAUCAUUUGAGAAAGGAAUUAUUGGAUGUUCAACGUGAACGUGAUAGUGUUUGUAAGGAAUUGGCAAAUGAAAGAAGAGCAUUCGCAAAAGAAGAACAAGACAGAAAGAAACUAGAACAAGCGCAUAACUUCCUCACGGAUAUUGAGACUUUACGUGAGGCUGUUGAUGCUGAAGAUAAUAUGCAAGAUGAAGAAGUAUUGGAUGGUUUUAAGGGUCUGUUAGUAUCCGUUACAUCUCGUUGUAGUGAUAUUUCACUUUCAUCAUCAUCUAAUGCUUCAGUUCAGAAAUGUUUCACAAAAGGAAAAGUUUCAUUAGACGAGGCUUCGGGAAGUUUGGGUAUAUUAUGUCGGUUCAAUAUGUUACUUGAACUGUAG